Cherax quadricarinatus is the source of this 1703-nucleotide messenger RNA. RefSeq names its product endocuticle structural glycoprotein SgAbd-5-like. Gene Ontology annotation, molecular function: structural constituent of chitin-based larval cuticle. The record is from RefSeq and is a predicted model, not a curated record. Gene Ontology annotation, cellular component: chitin-based extracellular matrix. Lineage: Eukaryota; Metazoa; Arthropoda; Malacostraca; Decapoda; Parastacidae.
UGUUCUACACCAGACACCAUGGCCGCUUAUCUCUUCCUUGUCGUGUUGGCUGUGGCUCUUGCCAUGACAGCUGGCAACCCUCGCCCCACCUACGGUCAGUCUGGUCAGUCCUUCAACGGGGCUGACAUCUUGAAGGACGAGAGGACACAGAACGGCUACGGCGAGUAUAACUUUCAGUACCAGACCAGCGACGGCAUCACACGGCAGGAGUACGGCAGCCAGAACGACGGUCAAGUCUCCAAAGGUGGCUGGAGAUACACGUCCCCUGAUGGUGUACCUGUCGAUAUCAGCUUCGUGGCUGACCACGGGGGUUACAAGCCCCAGGGCGCCGUCCUUCCUGUGGCCCCACCUCUGCCUUACAAGCGGUCACAACAAAACUAUUGAGGCAGCUUUUCCAGACUGACAGCGCUGUAUAGCCCUUGUGGUUUAGCGCUUCUUUAUGAUAAUAAUAAUAAUAAUAAUCAUAAUCUUCCAGAAUGAGGUGGUUAGGCCCUAUACUUAGUUACUCCAUUUGCCUGCCCAUACAGCGACCUUCUCUCUCUCAGCAUCACCAGAAUAAAAAAUCAGGAAGCUUACUAACACCGUCUGUCAAUGAAAUGUAUCUUAUGCUUCAUAUACAAGUCAUUGGACUAAAUUCUGCUGUAGUUGUCUUGAAUUUUAGUUGAUAUUCACCUAAGAAUUUUUGUUAUAUUGGCUGGCCUUUCACAUUAUCUGCUAUUUGUUCGUCAUAUUAUAUUCGUUUUCCUUUCUUUGGAUUAAGUUACGUCAGAGGCAAAAUUGUUCACUUACUAAUGCUUAAUCUGUGAUAAAAAAAAAAUAAGGGAGUAUUGGCAAUUAUUGAGAAGCAUCCGUAGAGUCAAGUUGAUGAAGUUAAGAUGGUUGGUGCUAGUGAAGACAAUGAAGACAAUACGUGAAUACUUUUCCCAAGUUAAUUAGUUAUGUGCAUUUUUUGUAUCGAUUUGCCAUGUUUACAUUAGUCAACGAAAGUAAUUUUUAAAAUGCAGCUGAACCUUUCUAAAAUUUACGCAGAAUAAUAUUGCCAAACAUACCUAAUUUUUCUAAAAAAAAUUGAUAAUUCUAUUAAAAACAAGCAGUGAGUCACACAGCAAGGAUUUAUUAAAUCAACGUGUCGUUCAUUGUAACUUGUUGAAGCUCAUACUAGGAGAAACGGCGUUUUAAUAAAGGCUUACUCUAACUGAACCAAACCAUACCACGGGAGGGGUUAGAACCCGCGAUCAGAGAGUCACAAAACUGCAGACCGUCGCGUUAGCCACUUUUAUGACUCAUUUUUGUAACUGGUCUGACUGGUGUUGUCAUGGUUCAUCUAGCGCGAUAUUUCUUGUACUUCAUAUUCCUGUUCACAAAAGUCUAGACAAAAAUAAAGCUCAGAACUCAGUUUGAUUCACUGGCAUUGUUAAGUGAUAACAAACGAUAACUGCCUUUAGAGAGGAGAGCAAUAUUUGAUGGAUUAAGCUUUACUUUUAAACUCACGUGGCUGCUGUGGCACAUUUAUCGUAUUGCUCAGCCACAGCAUCAGUGAGUUAAUGGUGAUAACCGAUAACAUGUGGAAAAACACACUUAUGUACAGUUCACGACAAGGCGAAACGUUUCCUUUAAUAUAUAUAUUAUAUUAGAAUUUUUUUUUUAAUAAGAGUGAAUAACUCCCUUAAUCCUGUAGGAACAAGAACUUAAGUUACCAAAAU